Nylanderia fulva is the source of this 1404-nucleotide messenger RNA. The record is from RefSeq and is a predicted model, not a curated record. NCBI's taxonomy places the organism in Eukaryota, Metazoa, Arthropoda, Insecta, Hymenoptera, Formicidae.
UUACCAAAAUUGCCAGGGUUUGUAAACAGACCUUGAUAUGUAUAAUAAAGGUGAAACACCGAGUUACUGCCUCAUUUGGGAUUGGGAGUUGAGACGGUAAAGACGUUCUGUCUUUAGUAAACUUUUGUUUGUAAAAACUGUGUCUAUAAGAUCUCGUAGCUGAUACUUGUAACUUCUAUAAAAUAAUCGCCAAUUUUAUUUGAAUCUCCAUUUAAUGUCUAACAACAUUUCAAUAUGACGAUUCAAUCAAGAUAUCUCCCUUGACUAAUAAAUCAGGAGGCCUAUACACAGUGAUUACAUGGCACUGUCGCUCGAUCUCAUGAUUUUCGUAAAUAGAGAUGGCACCCAAUAUCUCGAGCAAAAAUUCUGAAAUACACGCGGAGAAAGAUUUUCAAAAAGAGGAAUUUUUAAUCAUCACGAAGAGGACGGAUAAUGAAAAUAAUAUACAAAAUCGAAACGCGACACAUAUAAAAUUCGAAGGAUUAUUUAAGUUCAAUACGAAGUUGAAGUGGUUGAAUGUCAUAUCCAUUAUUUUUCUUCAUAUGAGCAUGAUUUAUGCCUGUUUCACUUUUAAAUGGUCCGAAGAUCUCAGGACUAACAUUUGGAUGCUCGUCAUGUGUAUAAUACCAGCGAUCGGUGUUACUGCUGGUGCUCAUCGUCUUUGGACUCAUCAAGCUUAUAAAGCAAAAUGGCCACUCAGAAUUAUACUUUUCAUCUAUUUAGCUGCGGCUGGUCAGAAUAAUCUUUAUGACUGGGUGCGAGAUCAUAGGGUGCAUCAUAAAUACACGGACACAGACGCGGAUCCACAUAAUAGCAACAGAGGAUUUUUUUUCUCCCAUGUCGGUUGGUUGAUGAUGAAGAAACAUCCAGAUGUCAUUCAAAAAGGUCGUCAAAUCGAUAUGAGCGAUAUAUUAGCCGAUCCUAUCACCGCGUUUGGUUGCAAAUAUUUCUCGAUAUUUCAAUUCGUCUUUGCCUUUUUGCUACCGGUAAUAGUGCCUGUUUAUGGAUGGAAUGAAACUUGGUCCAGAGUCUUUACGUCACAGAUUAUACGUUACGUUUUAAGUUUAAAUUGCAUAUGGAGUGUUAACAGUGUGGCUCACAUCUGGGGUUCAAAGCCAUACGAUGCAUACAUAAAUCCGACAGAAAACAAAUUCGUCGCCUUUGUAGCGCUCGGUGAAGGCUGGCAUAAUUAUCAUCACGUGUUUCCGUGGGAUUACAAGACGGCCGAAUUAGGAAAUUACACGCUCAACAUGACCACGAUGUUCAUCGAUGCCUUCUCAAAAAUAGGCUGGGCGUAUGAUCUCAAACAACCUUCCAAAGAACUCUUAAGAACCGUCGUAAUGAAGAAAGCAGAUUAUCCAAUGACGAACGAUGAUUAAGCUGAACAUUAUUAUCAACAGAUUU